CUCGAAGCGGUUAACUCCCUUCCGAGCUCGUCCAACGCUCGGCUGCCAGCCGCUCCUCCCCGGGGCUCUGCCUCCCCGUUCCCCGCCUCCCCGGCGGCCGGAGGCAGCCCCGGGAGCCGGCGGGGAGGGAGCGCGGUGUCCCCGGGGCCGUGCCCAGCAUGCGGCCGGCGCCGCGCUCCCUGCCCGCGCUGCUCUGCUGCUUCUCCGCCGGGCUGCUGCUGCUGCUGCUGCGAUGGAGGCGCUGGAAAGGGCUGUGGAAGAAGGUGGAGGCGGCCCGGCAGAGGCAGGAGGAAGGCUUGGACAGGAUGGAGAAGGCUGUGAGAAGCUUUCGGGAGCAGCAUCCCUCGGUGAACAUGGUGUCCAUCCUCUCUCUGUCUCUGCCGGAGCUCUCCAAGAAGCUCCGGGAUGGCUCCCUCCCUCCAGAGCACGUCUUCUACGCCUACCUGGGCAAGGCCCUCCAGAUCACCAGAGAAACCAACUGCAUCACGGAGUACAUGCAGGAAAGUGAGACCCAGCUCCAGCAAGCGAGGCCACCAGGGAAGCCGGGUUUGCUUUAUGGGGUGCCUGUCAGCAUCAAGGACUCCAUCAACUGCCAGGGCCAUGACUCCACAUUAGGGUUCGUGAAAAACAUCAAUCAGCCCAUGGCAGAGGACAGCGUGCUGGUGCAGGUGCUCAAGAGACAAGGGGCAAUUCCCUUUGUGAAAACCAAUGUUCCCCAGUCCCUCAUCAGCUUUGACUGCAAGAACUUAAUCUUCGGUCAGACGUUCAACCCCCUGCUCUACACCAGGACUCCCGGAGGUUCCUCGGGUGGAGAAGGGGCACUUAUAGGGGGAGGUGGGUCCAUCCUGGGCUUUGGGACGGAUGUAGGAGGGAGCCUGCGUUUCCCCGCUGCCUUCUGUGGGAUCUGUGCGCUCAAACCCACUGGGAACAGACUCAGCAAAAAAGGAGUCGUUUCUGGUAUCCGAGGGCAGAAGUCAGUGGUCGCAGCGGUGGGGCCGAUGGCAAAAGACGUGGAGAGCCUGGCACUGUGCAUGCGAGCACUCCUGUGUGAGGACAUGUUCAGCCUGGACAGCACGGUGCCCCCCCUUCCCUUCAAUGAAGAGGUGUAUUCCAGCACACAGCCCCUCCGCAUAGGCUACUACGAAACCGAUUUCUUCACCAUGCCCAGCCCUGCCAUGAGACGUGCCAUUCGGGAGACGAAGAAGCUUUUGGAGGAUGCUGGCCACACGCUAGUUCCCUUUGAAAUCACAAACGUGGACUACGUGACUUACAACUUCUGCCUCAGAGGAAUGUUUGCAGAUGGGUGCACCUCCUUCCUCAAGAAGUUUGAAGGGGAGCUCGAGAGAGGCAGCAUGGGGACAUUCUUCUGGUUGGCGAAGUUACCAAACUGCCUAAAAACUUUCGUGUCCUGGAUUGCCAAACCCUUUGUGCCUCGAUUGUCAAAUAUCGUAAGAAGUAUGAGAACAAACACAGUGGAUGAACUCUGGAGUCUUCACCAGGAAAUUGAGGAGUCUUGCCAACAGUUCAUCGCCCAGUGGAAGAAGCUGAACCUGGAUGUCAUGCUUUGUCCCAUGCUGGGCCCAGCUCUCGGUAUCGGCUACCCCAGGAAGCUCUCAGUGGCAGUCAGCUACACCAUGCUCUACAACUCCCUGGACUUCCCGGCCGGGGUCGUCCCCGUCACGAUGGUGACAGAUGAGGACGAGAAGGAGCUGAAGGGCUACCAGGGGUACUUCCGAGACUGGUGGGACCGGACCCUGGCAAAGGCUUUUCAUGGCAGCGUGGGGCUACCCGUGGCCGUGCAGUGCGUGGCCUUGCCGUGGCAGGAGGAGCUGUGCCUGCGCUUCAUGAAGGAGGUGGAGACGCUCACCCUGAAGAAAAACCAGCUCGUCUGAGUCCCCAUGCUUGCUCAGAGCGGGAUCCGGGCUAGCAGAGGUGCUAGCUGUCCUCUCGUCCAGCCCACCCUCAGGACAAGCGUUCCUGCCUGCGAGGAUGCACUGAUGGCUGGGGUGGCUGCCAGCUUUGGGACGCGCGGGGAAAGUGAGACGAGCUCUGCUUCGGUGGAGCGCUUCCAACAAUUGUCCUAAUACAGUAUUUUUUUGUUAGUGG
Cygnus atratus (black swan) is the source of this 2106-nucleotide messenger RNA. Its product is annotated as fatty-acid amide hydrolase 1-like. The transcript is spliced from 15 exons. NCBI's taxonomy places the organism in Eukaryota, Metazoa, Chordata, Aves, Anseriformes, Anatidae. Bases 159 to 1892 code for a protein of 577 amino acids. Gene Ontology annotation, biological process: fatty acid catabolic process. The record is from RefSeq and is a predicted model, not a curated record. Gene Ontology annotation, molecular function: fatty acid amide hydrolase activity; amidase activity.